UGGUUCUCUGCCAAACUCUGGGUAAUAAAAAGAGCCUCAGGCGCUCUGAGCAAAAGCUGCCGCUGCUUAGCAGAGAAAUCAAGACAGGAUCUGAGAAACCUGAAAAUGAAGCCUAAAAUGAAGUAUUCAACCUCCAAAAUUUCCUCAGCAAAGCUGAUCAACACCGCAGACAAAACCCUGGCAAAACCUUGCCAGCUGAGAAGCUCUCAACAUAAGACGAAAGAAAUCUGCCAUGUAUACACUAUGAGACUACGCUCUGGUCUCAUCAUAAAAAAGGAGACCUGUUACUUUAGUAAAGAAACCACCAAAAGGUAUUCAAUAAAAAAUGGUGCAAAGCUCAAAGAAAGGCUCUCUGGCUAUCAUCAGCCUGUUUUACAGAACUCCGUCUUUGACACAGUAUAUAAUAAGUCAAAUAUUCAAGCAAUUUCACUAGUUACAGAAUCGUGUGCUUCCCUGAGCACAUACAAUGAUCAAUCUGUUAGCUUUGUUUUGGAGAAUGGAGAUUAUGUGAUUAAUGUCGAAGAUUCCGGAAAAGACCAAGAAAAAGACAAGGUGCUAUUGCGUUACCAUGAGUCUCCCUACUCUGCAAGUGAAUCAGGUGAUGGUGGUAAGCUGCUGAUGGUAAACAUGAGUCCUAUAAAAGACACAAACAUCUGCCUACAUGCCAACGACAAGGAUCACUCUGUGGAGCUCCAGAAGGGUGAAAGCCCAUUGCCAGAACAAGCCUUCUUUGUCCUUCAUAAAGAGAGCUCUGAUUUCGUUUCAUUUGAAUCUAAGAGUAAUCGUGGAACAUAUAUAGGAGUAAAAAAUAAUCAGCUCGCUCUAAUAGAAGGAAAGAAAAUGGAUACUGAAAGUAUCAUGUUUAAGCUCUCUAAAAUGUAACAUGAUAGAAAGCUGUGGGUUCUGGGAUGAACAACUGCUACAUUGAAGAAAGGAGGAGAUAGCUAAGGGAGUGUCUUAGAAUGCUGUGGGUUGUUUUCUUUAUUAUAUGUAAAAUAUGGUUUUAUUUCCCUCUAUACCACUAUGUAUUCAAUAAGAAUAUGAAUAUAUGACGCAGGAGAUUGGUAAAGAAACCUGCUGACUUUCUAAGAAAACAUAACCUUGACCUUGACUUUCUGCUUUCAGUCCAGAAGGAAUUUUAGACUUAGAGAUCUCUUCAGAAAGCAAGCACUAUAGUGCAUGUUGCUCUUUAGACAAGGAUCCAUUUUUUUAAGUUUUUUUUUUUUAAGCUACAUGAUUUCCCCUGG
Molecule: messenger RNA, 1247 nt
Organism: Nannospalax galili (Upper Galilee mountains blind mole rat)
Lineage: Eukaryota; Metazoa; Chordata; Mammalia; Rodentia; Spalacidae
Gene: Il33
Product: interleukin 33
Exons: 8
Coding region: 106-882 (258 amino acids)
Biological process (GO): positive regulation of inflammatory response; positive regulation of cytokine production
Molecular function (GO): cytokine activity
Source: RefSeq, a predicted model, not a curated record